Trichosurus vulpecula (common brushtail) is the source of this 2348-nucleotide messenger RNA. RefSeq names its product 5'-nucleotidase domain containing 1 (gene NT5DC1). The transcript has 12 exons. Lineage: Eukaryota; Metazoa; Chordata; Mammalia; Diprotodontia; Phalangeridae. The record is from RefSeq and is a predicted model, not a curated record. Bases 113 to 1471 code for a protein of 452 amino acids. Gene Ontology annotation, molecular function: 5'-nucleotidase activity.
GAUCCGCAGCAGAGGCUGCUGCUGUGCACGCUUCUGGUCCCGGGACCUCGGCGGGACUGCGAGCCCAGUUCUUUCUGUUUCUUCCGCCGUCCUCCCCAACCCCUACCGGGCCAUGAGCCAGCACUUCUCCCUGGCCGACUGCGACGUGGUCGGCUUUGACCUCGACCACACUCUGUGUCGCUACAACCUGACCGAGAGCGCCCUGCUUAUCUAUAAUAGCUUUGCUCAGUACUUGGUAACAGAGAAGGGAUAUGAUAAAGAAUUGCUAACUGUACCUACAGAGAGCUGGGAUUUUUGUUGUAAGGGCUUGGCAUUGGAUCUGGAAGAAGGAAACUUUAUUAAACUUGCAGCUGAUGGAACUGUUCUGAGGGCAAGCCAUGGUACCAAGAUGAUGACUUCUGAAGAGCUCAUGGGAAUAUUUGGAAACAAGAAAUGGAAAUACUUUACCGACGCUUCAAUGGCUUCUCGCACAGCAAAAUAUUAUUUCUUUGACAACUACUUUGACCUUCCUGCAGCCCUUCUUUGCGCCAGGAUUGUGGAUUACUUAACCGGGAAAAGUAACCUGGAAACUUUUGAUUUUUGGAAGGAUAUUCUUGCUAGUAUACACCAUAAUUAUAAAGUAACAGCUUUUAAAGAAAACUCUGGAAUGUAUUUCCCGGAAGUUAAAAGUGAUCCAGGAAGAUAUUUAUUGAUUUGUCCAGAAUCUGUAAAAAAGUGGCUUUAUCAGCUGAAAAGUGCUGGAAAGGUUCUUUUUAUAAUGACCAAUUCACACAGUGACUACUGCAGACUUCUUUGUGAACACAUUAUUGGGAAUGAGUUUACAGAUAUUUUUGAUAUUGUGAUUUCAAAUGCUUUGAAGCCUGGUUUCUUCUCCCAUCAACCAAAUAAGAGAUCAUUCCGAACACUUGAGAAUGAUGAGGAACAAGAUGAUCUGCCCUUUCUAGACAAGCCUGGAUGGUAUUCCCAAGGAAAUUCUGACCAUCUGUAUGAACUUCUCAAGAAGAUGACUGGCAAGAAAGAGCCUAAGGUUGUUUAUUUUGGUGACAGCAUGCAUUCAGAUAUUUUCCCAGCCUGUCGCUAUAGUAACUGGGAGACAGUCCUCAUCUUAGAAGAGCUCAGAGAGGACGAAGGCAUGGCGCCUGAAAGGAACGCAUCUGAACCUUUGGAAAAGAAAGGAAAGUAUGAGGGGCAGCAAAAAAAGCCCUUAAAUUCAUCUUCUAAAGAAUGGGGCUCAUUCUUUGUUGAUGGUGAUCUGGGAUUGGAAAGCACAGAGAGUUCAAUGACGUUCACGUGGUUUUGUAAUCAAAUUCAUAAUUACAGCACUGUUGUUAUCCCAAGUCUGGAAGCUAUAGCAGAUUUACCCUUGGACUACAAAUUUACCAGAUUUUCUUCUAAUUCAAAAACAGUUGGUUACUAUCCUAAACCCCCAUUGGCCUUAUUAUCAAAUGGAGAGUCAUUGACUACCAAAUAAGUUUUCCAUUUUUCCUAAAGAAAGGACAGCAAACCAGUGCUCUCAGAAUAGUAAUUUGUGAUGAAAAACACCUUGCCCCUGAUGUAUGCUUUAUUUGUAUCAUCUGUGUUGACUUGAAAACUGUCAUUGUAUUAACUGUUUUUUCAUUUGUAUGAACUGUUUCACCUUAUACUGUUGCUCUGUCUCAAGUUCGGUCACUUUAAAUGAUUUUGCUGUUAAUGCCACAAUUAAGACAUUUGUGUCCUGUGUUCUGUCGAUACUUAUCUCAAAGCAGUUGUUCUUUGUUACAAGAUUAUUAGACCAGAACCAAGAACUUAAGUAAAUGGGAGUUUGUAGUCUGUUUCCUGGCUUCUGCUUACACAGUAUGUUAAUUCUUGCCCACGAGGGACAAGGACUUAGUGCUCAUGUUGGAAAAUAUUGGCAGAUCUGUUUAAGGUAUAACAAGAAGUUUAAAGACAGAGAAAUAAUACAAUGAAAACAAUUAGAAGAUAAGCAUUUUAUUAGUUAAACAAAAUACUCAAACCUCAAGCACACUUAGGACAGGGGGAGAAAUGUGACUCAGGGUUGUUAUAUAGUUUUAAUAGCUUUCACUUAAAAAUUAUUUGCUUAACUGAAGCUCGGUUUGAUAGUAACAGCUGUAGCAUGAUGGAAAAAUUUCACAAUUAUUAACCAUCACUACUUUAAAGGAAAACCAAAAAUAUGGUAUCUUCAAUUUCACUAAACAAUAUCACUGGCCCUUACAUAGAAUAUGAGAUAGCUUAGAGAAAGCUUUAGUUGUAUUUCCACAUAUCAAUUAAUCAAGCAAAGAAUGGUUCUUCUGUGUACCUCAUUGAGCCCUCUAGUUUCACCCAAAAAUAAAGCUUUCAUUUUUAAGAAA